UUAGGUUUGGGUUAGUUAUAGACUCUAAGUCUACCCAAUUUCAUGCAGUCAUGAGUUCAUCAGAAGAAGUUAAAUCUGAGACAUCCAACGAGACAGCCUCUGAUGCGGAUAGUUCAAGUCCACCAAAUUCAACACUUCCUAGGUGCACAUCUCAGUGGGAUAGUUGUUUUGUUGACAAACUAGGAGUGCGGCAGAUAGAGGAAGACAUACUCGAUAUUAUCCUACAAAGAUGGCGUUUGGUUUGUUUGACCGAGGAAGACGAGAAGGUAGUAGAUGAGUGCCUUCUCGCCUGCGAUUUUGAAUUAAAUUACUUAUCCUUGGAGGAUGCGAAACAUAUCUAUGAAAAUGCCUGGGUACUGACCCCCAAGCAGGUGGCAAGGAUGACACGUUUUCCAUUGCUUAGCAAGUUUCUUAUGAAACUAGAUGACUUCUAUUUCAUACUGGCAGAAAUAGUUCUUGGAAAUGAUUCAGAAUCAGGAAUAUCUGAAAGCAGAUAUGAGACAUUAUUUGAAAAGCUCUUGCAACUCUUUGGAUUAUACACUUUGAACCACUCUUUUAUAAGUACUGAAAAAGCUAUGAUCCGAGGGAGAACUAUGUCCUCUAAAGCUGACAUAACCGUGUAUUCCCAAGUGAGACAAAAACAAAAAUCGGAGAGGAAAGUGGUUUUCAUUUGUGAGGUAAAAAAAAACCUGCAAGAAGAUGAGCUAGAUUCUUCCCCUCCAAGGAAGAAACAAAGAUCUUCCAGCACCCAAGAACAAGAAGAACCUGAAUGUUCUUUCAGAGAUCAAGAUCUUUGGAUGCAACAUAUCGGGCAGCUUUUUGUUUACCUGGAUUCGUCUUUGAGCUUGCAGGGGACACUUGGCUUCACUGUUGAAAAGACUUGGGUACGAGUUACAUACCUUGAGGUGACUAAGUCGGCUAAGAGGAAAAUUAAAAAUACCCCUGGUAAUAGAGUUGGAACUCUGGAAUAUGAGGAAGGGGAGCAACCUAAACUUUUUUACAGUAAACGCUACAAUUUUUUAAACAGAAAAGAUCGCAAAGUCUUGUUCAAAGCACUCUUACUCAUAAGGACUAUGCAGGAGAAGCAAGACAAAGUUGUAAAUUAGGAGAACUGAACUUCAGAAAAAAUUGGAUGAACGACCUAGGAGCUACAGUUCCUUGUGUGUUAAAAAUGCAAAAGUAUUGUGGUUUGUUUACAUGAAAAACUCUUGGAGGUUAGCGUGUUUAAGAGAUUAUUGAAAGGUUUAAUGGUAUUAAUUAUUUUCACAGAAUGUGUGCGAAUAUAAGGUGAAUCAUUCCAAAACUAGCGCAAAAGUUAUCAAAAGAACCUCAAAUCCAAAUUCCAUCAACCGCUUCUGUUCUGUAUAUUCACAAUGUCUAGGAUGACUAUUCCAAAACUGGAUCACAUUGUAGCAAUUUUAUUAACUGUUACCAUAGGUAACGCAAAAAAAAAUCUGAAUCCUACAAAAUAUACAUUAAUGCAUUAAAUUUAGAACUGUCAAAUCAACAACCAUUUUACAGCAUGAAUGAUCUUACUAUUGUUCUUGUUAUUGUACCAUUUCAAAUGACUAAAAAAAUCUUUGUCAUUUUUCUAGGACAAUUCGUUAAUGUUGACACUGUUCAAGGUUACUAUUCUAAAACCAGAAUACCUGUGUAGUAUUAAGAUAAAUAGUAAUCCUGCACAGCAAAAACAAAGUCUGAAUGCACAUUAACAUGCAACAGUGCCUUAAAGGGUUUGUGACUGAUAUAUCAUCAAAAGUUUUGUUUAAAAUCAUAUUUCCUCAAAUUCACACCAUCUGCUGAAUACCAAGGUUUCCUUUCCUUAUCUUACUAUUGCCCUAGAUUUCAAGAGAGCUAAUAUGUUUCAUUGCAUUUUCCUCGAUUUUUAUACUAUUGGAGGUCAAUAUUCCACACCUGGAUCACCUUGAUUUUGUUAUAUUUAUUAGUAUUAAUUUGUAAAACGAACAAAAUACUACAGCUCAGAAACGUAUGUGAGGCAUAUGUAUCUACUAUAACUUUAAUAUUUUUGGAAUACUGUCAUUUAUACUUGAUUCAAGCUCAGUUUUGAUUGCAAAGUUCUCUUCCUUCUUUGUCAUUUUUCUCAGACAAUUCGUUAAUAAUGAUACUGUUCAAGGUUACUAUUCUAAAACCAGAGUACCUGUGUGGUAUUAAGAUAAAUAGUAAUCCUGCACAGCAAAAACACAGUCUGAAUUCACAUUAACAUGCAACAGUGCCUAAAAGGGUUUAUGACUGAUGUAUCAUCAAAAGUUUUGUUUAAAAUUAUAUUUCCUCAAAUUCACACCAUCUGCUGAAUACCAAGGUUUCCUUUCCUUAUCUUACUAAAGAACCUUAAAUCCAAUUUUCAUCAUCCUUUUCUGUAUAUUCACAAUGUCCAAGGUGAAUAUUUCAAAACUGGAUCACGUAGAUAUUUCAUGAACUGUAAUCAUCUCCCUUGAAAUCAUACUCUAUGUUGAAUAUCAAGCUUUUCUAUUUGUAUUUGACUAUUGGUACAGAUUACAAGAGGCUUUAUAUACUGUAUAAGACACAUUCGUUUUUGAAUACGUACCUGACAUCAUUCCAAAGGCUUAAGAGAAAAUGUCACCAAGUUUCUUGGUAUUUUCCUGGAUAUUUACACUGUUGGAGGCUAAUAUUCCAAAACUGGACCACCUUGAUGUCGCUAUAUUUAUUUGUAUGCAUGUGUAAAACGAACAAAAUGCUAAAGCUCAGAAAGGGAUUGUUAUGUAAAUGUACCUACUAUAACUUCAAUAUUUUUCAAAUGGUGUCAUUUAUCUUUAAGUGAAUCUGUUUUUUAAAUACAAAGUUCUCUACCUG
Messenger RNA from Saccostrea echinata, 2832 nucleotides. RefSeq lists its product as uncharacterized. NCBI's taxonomy places the organism in Eukaryota, Metazoa, Mollusca, Bivalvia, Ostreida, Ostreidae. Bases 51 to 1106 code for a protein of 351 amino acids. The transcript is spliced from 5 exons. The record is from RefSeq and is a predicted model, not a curated record.